Eubalaena glacialis (North Atlantic right whale) is the source of this 1074-nucleotide messenger RNA. Its product is annotated as ETS translocation variant 3-like protein. Lineage: Eukaryota; Metazoa; Chordata; Mammalia; Artiodactyla; Balaenidae. Gene Ontology annotation, biological process: cell differentiation; regulation of transcription by RNA polymerase II. The coding region runs from base 1 to 1074 and encodes 357 amino acids. Gene Ontology annotation, cellular component: nucleus. The transcript is spliced from 5 exons. Gene Ontology annotation, molecular function: sequence-specific DNA binding; DNA-binding transcription factor activity, RNA polymerase II-specific. The record is from RefSeq and is a predicted model, not a curated record.
AUGCACCGCAGCUGCCUGGCUGAGGGCAUCCCUGCCAUCGCCUCCCGUAACUUCUGGAUCUCAGGCCUGGCCUUCCCCGACUGGGCCUACAAAGCCGAGUCAUCCCCGGGCUCCCGGCAGAUCCAGCUGUGGCACUUCAUCCUGGAGCUGCUGCAGAAGGAGGAGUUCCGCCAUGUCAUCGCCUGGCAGCAGGGAGAGUACGGGGAGUUUGUCAUCAAGGAUCCAGAUGAGGUGGCCCGCCUCUGGGGCCGCAGGAAGUGCAAACCACAGAUGAAUUAUGACAAACUGAGCCGGGCCCUCAGAUAUUACUACAAUAAGAGGAUCCUGCACAAGACCAAAGGCAAAAGGUUCACUUACAAGUUCAACUUCAGCAAGCUCAUCGUAGUCAACUACCCUCUGUGGGAGGUGCGGGCACCGCCAUCCCUCCACUUGCUGCUGGGGACCCCUGCUCUGUUUCGACCAGCCCUGGUGCCCAUGGGUGUACAGAGUGAGCUCCUGCAUAGCAUGCUGUUCACCCAUCGGGCCAUGGCAGAGCAGCUGGCUGGACAGCGGACCCCUCAAGGACCACCAGAGGCCUCCGGGGACAAGAAGGGAAGCGGCAGCACUGUCCACAGACUUGGCUCUGCCCCAGCCCCCUGCCGGCUCAGCCCUUGCUGCCAUUUGGGGAGCCCCCAAGACGAGCCUCCCAGUUUUGCCUCCUUCACCCCUCCCCUGCCACCCCCUGUCCCCUCUGACUGGCCCCACCUCUCAGGGCCUUUUUUGCCCCCUGUCCCCGCAGGGCAGCACUUCCCAGGGUCCUCCAUGCCAGACACCCUGCUCCCAGGACCCGCAGGGGCCCCACUGGCCCGGCAUUUUCCCGGCCUUCCUCUGUUGGCCGGGCUGGCGCAGGGGGCUGGGGAGAGGCUCUGGCUCUCAUGCCUGAGGCCCAAGGGGCUGGAGGUAAAGCCUGAUCCCACGAUGGAUCCCAGGGAGGGCUUCUCCUCAGAGAGGCAGGAACCCUACAUUGUAGAGGAAAGUCCUGUGUCCCCCAAUCUGGAGAACUUCAAAGCAGUGUGGCCCUUGGAUCCUCCUUAA